AUGGUUCCGAAUGGGAUGAAACGUCCAUUUCUAACUUUCGACGGCGACAAAGUUCCUUCAAUCACGUCUCGAUGCAAAUUCAGAAUGAGCACAACUCUUCGUACUCAUGAUUUAACGCAUUCCACCCGAUCGACUAUAUCCAAUCUUGAAGCGUUACGGCAAGAGCAUAACCUGUUGUUAUCAUCUCCUACUGAUGAAGACAAGAAUGUCCAACUUCAACAAUCACUUGAAUCGAUCGAUUUGGGAAUUGGCGAAGCGGUUGUUCUCUUACAACUUCAAAAGCAUUUCGACGAACUUGACAGUGAAACGUACAAGCUAAUGUUACAAGUGCAACGCUUAACACAAGAAAAUAGUUGGUUACGGAAUGAAUUAUCGGUAACAGAACAACAUUUACAAACGAGCACUCAAAUGAAAGAAGAUUAUGAACGCGAUAUUCGUCUAUUGAAUGAAACAUUAGCAUCAGAGACAACUAAUGAACCUUUAGAUUUAACACAAACAAUUGAUAUUGAAAAAGAAAUGCCAUUAGACACAAAAGAACGCGUAGAAACAACAUCCGAAACAAAGAAUCAUUCGGAAGUUCCUCCGCGUUUUCGUACGUUACAUAAUCUUGUGAUACAAUACGCUCAGGCAGGCCGAUAUGAAGUUGCUGUACCGUUGUGUCGACAGGCGCUUGAAGAUUUAGAAAAAACACAUGGUCAUAACCAUCCCGAUGUAGCGACCAUGUUGAACAUUCUUGCGUUAGUCUAUCGUGAUCAGAAUAAAUUCAAAGAAGCAUUACAAUUACUGAAUGAAGCUUUAACAAUACGAGAAAAAACACUUGGACUUGAACAUCCUGCUGUUGCUGCAACUUUAAACAAUCUCGCUGUCCUUUAUGGUAAAAAGAAUCGAUAUAAAGAAGCAGAACCAUUAUGCAAACGUGCGUUGGAAAUUCGUGAGAAAUGCUUUGGAGUUGAUCAUCCGGAUGUCGGUAAACAGUUAAACAAUUUAGCCUUGUUAUGUCUCAAUCAAGGCAAAUAUGACAAAGUGGAAGAAUGCUACAAGCGUGCGAUUGAAAUCUAUACGAAACAUUACGGAAAGACUGAUCCUCUGGUGGCCAAAACCAAAAACAAUCUGGCGUCGGCUUAUUUACGUGAAGGAAAAUAUAAGCUAGCUGCUCAGUUGUAUCAAGAAGUUCUAUCGAAUGAACAAUCGGAAAAUGCGACGAAUAACCUCAGUACGACUUCGACGCCGCUCCGAGAUGGUUCGACUGUCAUGACAACAUUGAAAAACUUUGGAGCACUUUGCCGUCGACAAGGUUUGUAUGAACAAGCGGACUAUAUCGAAGCAUGUGCAACGAAAUCAACUCAAGAUCCAAAAGCCAUCGAUCGCGCCUUAGCAAUCAUUCGUCAACUAUGCAUAUAUGAUGAUACUAAUCAAGGAACGUUACGCCGUGCUCCUCAGCAAGCUCCUCCACAGGAGUAUGGACGCUUACGUCGAAGCGGUUCGUUUCAAAAACUGCGACAAAGUAUUCGACGUGGAUCGGAAAAAUUAGUACAAAAACUCCGUGGAACAUCGUCGACUGGAUGGAAUAAUCAAUCGUUUAACUCGUCGCAACAUUAUCCACAACAACAACAACAACAACAUUCGCAACAACAAGAUUAUAACUGUGGUCCAAUGAAACGAGCUUCGUCAUUAUCGGUUCUGAACAGCGUUCCUCAACAACAGUUUGUUAAUCGGCAACCUACUGGUGGAAAUUCCAUAGAUCAACAGAAUAAUUUUGCAUUCAAACACCAACAGCCAUCCACACUCCGUGGCCGAAUGACCAGUGCUGAAAAUCUUCAUUAA
This is a messenger RNA of Adineta ricciae, 1824 nucleotides long. NCBI's taxonomy places the organism in Eukaryota, Metazoa, Rotifera, Eurotatoria, Adinetida, Adinetidae. The record is from the annotation of a GenBank genome assembly.